This is a messenger RNA of Sinocyclocheilus grahami, 2354 nucleotides long. It is a transcript of the gene zcchc8, whose product is annotated as zinc finger, CCHC domain containing 8. Gene Ontology annotation, cellular component: catalytic step 2 spliceosome. The record is from RefSeq and is a predicted model, not a curated record. The transcript has 14 exons. Gene Ontology annotation, biological process: RNA processing. NCBI's taxonomy places the organism in Eukaryota, Metazoa, Chordata, Actinopteri, Cypriniformes, Cyprinidae. Gene Ontology annotation, molecular function: RNA binding. Bases 64 to 2046 code for a protein of 660 amino acids.
UCAGCGCUCCCGCGUCAGCGCGUCGCAGGAUUUGUCCUCCGGGUCUAGCUGCGCUGGUCAAACAUGGCUGCGGUGGAGUUUGGAGACAGCGAGCUGUUCGAGCAGUUCGAGGAGGACGCGUCGCAGCGCGGGCUGCGGGAGACUCUAGAAGCGUGCGGAGAAACAGCCGCGCGUCUGAAGGCGGAGAAUGAGGAGCUGAAGAGGAAGCUGGACGUAUUGAGUCGUCCUGCGGGGAUAAAAAUAGAAGAUUCCAAAAUCGAUGGGCCACUUUGUCAAAUUAAUUAUGGAAACAACAUCAUUUCCAGGCAGUGUCGGAAAGAAAUGGAGGACUUCAUCUGCUGUCUUGUCCAGAAGAGGCUACAAGAGUGUAGAAAUGAUCCGGAAGGCUCUGCGCUUCAUGUCAAGCCACAUCAUUCAGGUUUCGUUAUGGAGGAGAGCUACAAAGCAAAGACUUCCAGUGACUCCAAGCACAUGAGGAAUGCUUUCAGUGUGAUAGGGAGUGUCUUGUACUUCACCAGCUUCUGUGUUGAUAAACUUGGCCAGCCGCUGCUGAAUGAAAACCCGCAGCUGACUGACGGAUGGGAGGUUCCCAAAUAUCCGCAGAUCUUCGGCCAGAUCAUCGCCCUCGAGGGCCAAGUGGUGCAGAUAAAGGAGAAAAGGCCGAGACCGUGCUGUUUCAACUGCUGCUCUGAGGACCAUCAGCUGCGAGACUGUCCAGAGCCCAAAGAUAUGGCUCGUAUCAAUGAAAAGAGGAAGGAGUUUUCGCAGAACAGCAAUCAGAGCAACCAGCGCUACCAUGCAGAAGAGGUCGAAGAGCGCUUUGCAAAGUACAAGCCAGGAAUACUGAGUCAAGAUCUCCUCGAUGCUCUUGGCAUCACUACAAACACUCUUCCUCCGUUCAUCUAUCGCAUGAGAGAGCUCGGCUACCCUCCUGGCUGGUUAAAAGAGGCAGAGAUGGAAAACUCCGGCCUGACGCUCUACGAUGGCUCGAACGAUGGAGAUGAAAAUAACCACAGCCAAAAGAUCUCUUACGAUGUGUCAAAGCUGGUUGACUUUCCUGGCUUCAAUUGCUCUGCAUCACCCAGCGUGAGAGAUGACUACAGGUCUUUCGGCUCUAUUCCAAUGCAGCCUCAGCAGUGGAAGCAAAAUUUUGCUGCUUUUUUAAGCAGUAACUUUCCAACGCAGGACUCCAGCUGCAGUAAGAGGCGUCAUGAGUCUGAAUCCACGGCCCAGAAGACGAAGAAACAGAGAUCAAAUUCAGAGAACCCCGAAUCAGAUAUGGAGAUAGAGUCAGAGCACGACACGUGUCCGGUUAGAUCUGAUGGUUUCCAGUUCCACCCUCCGCUCCCUCCUGGCUCUGCGUCCUCAUCCGCUGCUCCACCUCUCCCGCCGGGAACGCCUCCGUCCACUCCGCCCAUCCCUAAGGGAACUCCACCGCCGACUCCACCUACUAACGAUUCCCCGGCCAAUCAGGCGAGAGGGUUGACUGAGGGGGAGGAGUCUGAGGACGGGCUGUCUCUGGAGGAACUGGAGGAGCAGCAGAGGCUUCUCUGGGCAGCCCUUGAGACGGCAGAUACCACGACCAACAGUGAUUCCGAGACCCCCGUCCCGAGUUCCCCGAGUGUGGUCACUUCACUUAAACUCGACUCGGAGGAAGACGGAGAAAAGACGGAGGACUCGAGUCACGCGUAUGAAAUCAAGAGCACGCCAUCUUCACCUAACGUUUGUGAGGAGGAGAGGAUAGAUGAAACCGCCGUCGAUUUGCAAGCAGGGAUGAGUGACGACAUUGUCCUGGAUGAAAUUCACGAGGAAAGCAGUAAUCGUGAUGCAACAAAUGCAGCUUCAGACACUCCUCAGACAAACACGGAGGAGCCUGCCGUAAAUAAAGUAGCUUUCGUCCCACACCGGAGCAGGUUCGCUGCGGGUAUUAUUCCUUUCGAGGACACGCCUGAGUUUACGGAGGUGGCUGAAGCAACGGGGGUUUACCUCAAGAUUCGAGAUUUGCUAAAAGGCUCCCCGAGAAGUCAGGCCCGAGGCAAGAAGUAAUGGAAGUGGUGUGUUUGUACUGCGCACCUGUGGACAACGAGCAGUGUGUUUUUCUCUCUAAUCACAGUCCUUUUGUAUGUAGUUUUACUUUGGUGCUUUCUAUCUUUUUACAGCUAUCGUGUGAUUUUUAAAAACACAAAGAGGUUUAUUUGGUUUGUACCUGAUUAUUAACUGACUGUGGAUACUUGAUCUCUGUGUAGGGAAUGUUUUUUAUUAUUAUUCUGUUUUCUGUAAUUACGGUCGUUACCGCCACAUCUCAUUUGCAUGCCCUCCAUCUGUGUAUUUUAUUGUGAAUAUCUUUCAGAAUA